AUGGAAUUUAAUACGAAACAUCGAAAAUUAUCCAAAACUAAAAAUUCUGUUCGUGCGCCUUCAUCUGCUAAACCACGAUUAACCAAAAAGAAGACUAUAGUUCGAAAACGAAAAUGUGUAUGCCUCCCUGAAAAUUAUUCGGUAGUAGAGUUUCCGUCAAUAUGGAAUGAGUUGCGACAAAACGGUCAACUUUGCGAUGGUACGAUCGUUUGUAGGGACAUGAAAUCUAUUCGCGUGCAUCGGGCUAUAUUAUCUGCCGUAAGUCCAUAUUUUAAAGCUAUAUUUAUAAAUUCAUUAAGAAAAGGAGAGCCAGAAGAGAAAGAGAUAUUUGUUGAUGUUCCCAGUUAUUAUAUGAAUUUGAUACUUGAUUACGCUUAUACGGGAACAUGCAUAGUAACUGCAGAAAACGUGGAAUAUCUGCUGCCAUAUGCUGAUCAAUUCGAUGUUGUCGGAGUCAUCCAACUGUGUUGCCAGUAUCUUUUGCAAGAAUUAAGACCACAUAAUUGUCUUGGUAUUUUCAAGUUCGCAAGGUAUUAUUUCUGUGGAGAGUUGGAAAAGAAAGGAAAGUUAUAUAUAAGACAGAACUUUAGCAGGAUUCUUAAGGAAUGUAAUGAAUUUAAAUCUCUUACAUUUGAUGAACUGGAGGACAUUCUAAGGGAUGACGAAUUAAAUGUCCGUAAUGAAGAAAUAGUAUUCCAAGCUGUAAAAACCUGGGUAGAAUACGAUAUCGAAAACAGGAAGAGAUAUAUACCUUCGCUAUUAUCUUGCGUGCGGUUUGGUCAUAUAAGUUAUAAAUAUUUUAAAUCAAAAAUACUACAAUGGCAGCCUGUAGUUGAUGAUUCGAACACUCAGGAAGCCUUAUAUCCAGCCGUGGUGUUUCAUACUUUACUAGAUUCAAGACCUGGAACAGAAGCUGACCUCAAUGAUCCGCUAGCAAGGCCACGAAUACCAUACGAGAUACUUUUUGCGGUGGGAGGAUGGAGUGCAGGAAGUCCAACAAGUUUUGUAGAAACUUAUGACACAAGGGCUGACAGGUGGUUUCUUUCUAUCCACAUGGAUUUAACGCCACGCGCAUAUCACGGACUGUGUACGCUCAACAACUUGAUUUACAUGAUCGGUGGGUUCGAUGGCAGUGAUCACUUCAAUACCGUACGAUGCUACGAUCCUGUAGCCAAUACAUGGCAUGAAAGAGCCUGUGGAUAUAAUGGACGCACGCGCAUGUCCUCUGUGGAGCGAUAUUAUCCAGACAAAAAUCAAUGGGAGAUGACCACACCGAUGAACAAACAGCGAUCAGAUGCUAGUGCCGCUUCAUUGAGCGGCAAGAUAUACAUAGUGGGCGGUUUCAACGGACAAGAAGUGCUGAGUUCGGCGGAGGUUUUCGACGCGGACACGAAACAGUGGAGCUUCAUUAGGUCAAUGCUGAGCCCUCGGUCAGGUGUCAGCCUCAUUGCUUACCGAGACUGCCUGUACGCGCUUGGCGGUUUCAACGGAUACAGUCGACUCAACACAGGUGAAAGAUUCAACCCAAGCCGCGGUGGCGACUGGCAGGAGGUGACUGAAAUGUUCAGUGCUCGGAGUAACUUUGCGACGGUGCUUCUGGACGAUAUGAUAUUCGUUAUCGGAGGCUUCAAUGGUAAUCGACAUAAUUUGUUGUUACGAUUUUAGCAUUAAAUUAGUCUUCUACAGUGUUAUUAUUAAACAAGGUUUAGUUUUGGAGUAAAUUCACGUUGAGACUGUACUUUGUAUUAGUCACAAUUCAUAUUAUUAAACAGAAACUUAGCAAAGGUGAACCUAGUACGAGGUUUUACGGGAGUAAUAUUUACUCCUAGAAAGUAAUAGGUUUGCUUAUUCUCUGUAAUAUAUGAAUUUGGACAUUAGUCUAUUGCACUAUUUUUAUUAUUAUUUUAUUCAAUAUGGACUUAAUGAUAUGCAAUUAUGAUUUCACUCAUUAAUCUUACAUAAUAUCUUUGGUUCCUCGCUAAUCAAUCAAACUUAGGUCAAAGCUGAAAAUCGGCAGUGUGCUUGCGUUAAGUAAACAUUUUGCCGAGCUUUUGUCCUUUUUGCAUCGUCCCGGCAUACCUGUGGCCCGGUGUAUGUUUUAAAUAAUUAUUUAAUUUGCUUUUAUUUUAUUUCUUUGUUUAUAAUUUAAUUAUUUCAAUGUGUAUAUGUAUAUUGUAGCGUGUCUUAUUGUUGAUUGAUGCAAAUAAAAUUAUCAUUCAUUCAUUCAUUCACUAACGCUGCAAUUAUAGCGUAAAUUUACUCUCACGCUAUAUUAUACCUUGUAUAUUAAUAGCACUGCUAAGUUCUUCUAUUAAAAUAAGACGAAUCAACUUUUCUAUAAAUUUAAUAUAUGCCUAUCACUUUAAGCUGAGUAGCUAAUCAUGUAUAUGAUUGCAAGAUGUUCUAUAAAAAUCCAAACCCGAAUUCGAAUUCACUACAAAAAAUGGCAGCCGCUCAAUCUUGAAUUGAUAAUAACAUUCCAUUCCAUUUUUGAAUUUGUUCAAUGUAUUCGAUGUUGUUGUUUGACAAUUCGUGGCGUAGUGUAUAAGCGCCACGGCCUGCGAUGGUUAUUGUAAAGCUCAACAAGGGUCGGUCACGGGAUGGGUAACCAAGAUAAAAUUAUCUUGAGCUAUUCCGUGCUUCUGAAGAUACAUUUAGCCGUUAGUCCCUGUGGUGUUAUUUGCAGACGUUAAUACCUUCCAAUCCGCAUUGGGCCAACGUGGAGGGUCAUGACACAUCCUCCUUGACCAUCUUUAAGGAAGCCUGAGCAGUUUUUAACGCUAGGGAAAUGCAACCUUAAGUCUUAAACCAGGGCUCCCCGACCCCGUACCCAUCCUGAAAAGGCUUAAGCGAGGCUGGCCUACUUGGUAAAACCCGCUGCGAAUACCCUCCGGGGGAGGGGCGGAGGGGGGGGAGAGGACACGGGAUCCGGCAAGGUCCAGCCCCACUAAAACCUGAGCCCCUGAAGUGGGACGUAAAAGUGCUGCUGAUGGCGAUGAUGCGAUGUUGUUUAUUUAUUUAUUUACUAAUCUGAAUAAGGUAGUCGAAUAGAAGAAGUUUUUGAACCUAGGGUCAAUUAUUCUAGGGUCCACCACCAUUCCUCACGUAGAAUGCUACGAUGGUGACACAUUAGAAUGGUACGACGCCGCCCCCAUGAACCUGAAUCGCUCAGCUCUGAGCGCGUGCGUGUUAUCAGGGUUGCCAAACGCGCGCUCUUUCUCUUACCUAGCUAAAGCGGUGCCGGCAGCGGGAGCAGAUCAAGCACAUCGUUCUUAAAAAAUAAUAUUAAAAAGACUAUCCGCCGGUCUCUGAAUUGAGAAAAAUACAAAUUCUCAACUGAUUGUUCUUAAUAACUAAUGUUUUUUUAAGUUUCACAAAGCAGAGUAUAUAGUUUUGUCAAACUGCUGUCGACUGUUCAUCAAAGAAAUUUAAAUCUGAAACGAAAACCUGUUUUGUACGCUUUGAGAAGUACCUACCUUUACAUUGUUAAUUCAGAAACCGGGGUGUUAAUCAAAAUACAAAACAGUACAAACCACUUUUACGAGUAAAUCCUUCGCUGCCGUUGUCGUUUACCAUGUAAUUGUGUAUUAUUUAGCCAUGUAA
Molecule: messenger RNA, 3603 nt
Organism: Diatraea saccharalis (sugarcane borer)
Lineage: Eukaryota; Metazoa; Arthropoda; Insecta; Lepidoptera; Crambidae
Source: the annotation of a GenBank genome assembly